Messenger RNA from Cyprinodon variegatus (sheepshead minnow), 667 nucleotides. It is a transcript of the gene snrpd3l, whose product is annotated as small nuclear ribonucleoprotein D3 polypeptide. NCBI's taxonomy places the organism in Eukaryota, Metazoa, Chordata, Actinopteri, Cyprinodontiformes, Cyprinodontidae. Gene Ontology annotation, molecular function: RNA binding. The record is from RefSeq and is a predicted model, not a curated record. The coding region runs from base 153 to 536 and encodes 127 amino acids. Gene Ontology annotation, biological process: RNA processing; spliceosomal snRNP assembly. Gene Ontology annotation, cellular component: U2 snRNP; commitment complex; spliceosomal tri-snRNP complex. The transcript has 4 exons.
CACUUGUUUUGACCCCUCGUUGCUUUGUGGGUAGUAGGAAAAAAGGCUCAAAAACCCUGUGAAAGCGACAAACGCACGUUGCAGUUUUGCUACAGCAGAAUAUAGAAAAAAGUAACCUUAUUCAAAUCAAGAUCGAGGAAUACUGUUAAAAAAUGUCCAUUGGGGUACCAAUCAAGGUCCUGCAUGAGGCAGAGGGACACAUUGUGACCUGUGAGACCACCACAGGCGAGGUUUACAGAGGCAAGCUGAUUGAAGCUGAAGACAACAUGAACUGCCAGAUGUCAAAUAUUACGGUGACCUAUCGCGAUGGACGGGUUGCGCAAUUGGAGCAGGUCUACAUCCGAGGAAGCAAGAUCCGUUUUCUGAUCUUGCCUGAUAUGUUAAAGAAUGCUCCCAUGUUGAAGAGUAUGAAGAACAAGAACCAGGGAUCUGGUGCAGGAAGAGGCAAGGCGGCCAUUCUAAAAGCACAAGUGGCUGCAAGAGGGCGAGGUCGUGGUGGAAUUGGAAGAGGAAACAUCUUCCAAAAGAGGCGAUAACUUUUUAAUUUUUUUGUUCCAUUUUUGUCUUCUUUGGAUUUGAAAUAAUUUGAUAUUUGGUAUGCUGUGCUUUUUGCCAUUCAUCCCGUUGAUUUUAUUUUGUAUUGAAAUAAACACCUUUCAGAUUACAA